CGACGAAUUUCACAUCGUUGCAAAUUGCGCCGACAUGGUGCAACUCGCCAAUCCUAUAAAUCAAGCGCACGAAUGUCACUGUCGCCUGCCCGAUCACUGCACUCAUGACAGAGUCAGACACGCAGCUCCAGUCGAGCGGACAGUCACAAGCCGGGCUGGGCGCGGUCAUCGCCCAUGGAGCGCAAACCAACAAGCUCGAACCGAGCUCUGGCAUCGAGCUCGAGAGCAGACCAGAUGCUGGCAUGCACUGUACGACCGAUGAGAUUCCCAAGCUCAAGGGUCUUGCCUUUCUUGAUCAGCUCCUGUUCGUCUGGAUCUUGCUAGCGAUGGUCAUUGGCAUUCUCCUGGGCAAUUUCGUCGACUCUGUCACCGUCGUCCUCAAUCAGACUACUUUUGUUGGCGUCAGCCUGCCACUUGCCAUAGGCUUGCUAGUGAUGAUGUGGCCAAUUCUCUGUCGAGUGUCUUAUGGCUCGUUGACGCGAGUAUUCACUACACCCAAGAUCUGGUGGCACUUGCUCUUCUCGCUCGUCAUCAACUGGCUCAUCGCGCCCUUCGUCAUGCUCGCCCUUGCCUGGGCUUUCCUACCAGAUCGUGAGGCGCUGCGAAAUGGUCUCAUCCUCGUUGGACUUGCUCGCUGCAUUGCCAUGGUCAUGAUCUGGACGGACGUUGCACUAGGCGACACAGACUAUGCUGCCGUACUCGUCGCUUUCAACUCUCUUCUACAGAUGGUCUUGUACGCCCCCUUGGCAAAGUUUUUUAUCAUCGUUAUCGGCGACGGCGAUUCUGACAUUGAUAUCAACUAUGCCACUGUAGCGAAAAGCGUCGCUGUCUUUUUGGGAAUUCCCUUGGCAGCUGCCAUUGCGACCCGUCUCCUCUUCAUCUACGUCUUCAGAGCCAAGACAUUCUUUCGUACCCGGUUUCUACCCAUCAUCAAUCCGCUCAGCUUGGUAGCGCUGCUCUUCACGAUCAUCAUCAUCUUUGCCGGUCAAGGCAAGGAGGUUGUCAGGUCGAUCACUACAGUAUUGCGCGUCAUGGCGCCAUUGAUCGCCUACUUCAUCGUCAUGUUUUUCUUGACGCUGUUGAUCUGCCGAACGGCUUUAUUCCGCCAGAAGCUUGGCUGCACCUACGAGCUCACUGUUGCACAUAGCUUCACUGCGGCCUCGAACAAUUUCGAACUCGCCAUUGCGGUCGCAGUCACUGUAUACGGAGCCGGAUCACAGCAGGCCCUAGCGACGACCGUUGGGCCCCUGGUCGAAGUCCCAGUGCUCCUCGCGUUAGCGUACGGUCUUGUGUGGUUUCGGAGAAGGUACGGCUGGGACAGCAAGGCCAGCUCAAAAGCCACACCCGUUUCAGUCCUCAAGGAAGACAUCGUAGCCAAGGAAGCCAGCGAAGGUGAUUUCAAGACCAGCGUCUCGCAAGUAUAAUUCACUUUGUUACAGUACUAGAUGACAGAUGCCUAUUGUCGUAUCAACAACUGUUCUUGUUACAUAGAGAGCUCUUAAGCGUGUGUGCUCUCGCCUGCCUCUUGCGCUGCCGCCUGAACCAAUAGCUUGAGCACUUCUUGUACUGCGCCCGAGCAGACCACCAGGCCCUGCGCCUCGUCUACUUUCACCAGAACAUCCUUGGCUCCCAGGUUGGUUGCCUCAUCACGCGAAACUUGGCCGAGCAAGGCCAUCAUACGACCGAUGUCCGAAGGCCCGAGAACAACUUUGGUUUCGCCAGAU
This is a messenger RNA of Mixia osmundae IAM 14324, 1724 nucleotides long. RefSeq lists its product as uncharacterized. The record is from RefSeq and is a predicted model, not a curated record. Gene Ontology annotation, molecular function: antiporter activity; arsenite transmembrane transporter activity; antimonite transmembrane transporter activity. Gene Ontology annotation, cellular component: plasma membrane. Gene Ontology annotation, biological process: arsenite transport; antimonite transmembrane transport. The transcript is spliced from 3 exons. NCBI's taxonomy places the organism in Eukaryota, Fungi, Basidiomycota, Mixiomycetes, Mixiales, Mixiaceae. The coding region runs from base 105 to 1424 and encodes 439 amino acids.